AUGAUUCCUCAGUUAAGCCCAUUCUCAUCCUACUCCCUGUUACCAAAUGUAUCUAGUACUAGACUGCUUCGCUUUGGGAUCUCAUUCGUGCAACUCUGCAGAAACUCAUCCAACCAGAGUGAAAAAGUCAGUGACUAUGGUGCAGCUGCUACUAGGUUACGUUUUGCAGUUCCUUUGGUAGCAUCUCGUUUAAAAAAGGCUGAAGGUGUCGGUGGUGGUGUAACAGGUCGGAUGAUGUUGCUAAGACGGUAUGUUUCAAAGUUAAUUGACGAGGAGCGCAUCGAGUUACCAUUUUCACAUGCUACUGAAACUCGAUUAUACGCUGAGCGUUUGAUUCAAGAAGGUGUCUUGGCAUCAGCUGAACAGGAUCUCGUUUCACUAUUUGAACUCUGGAAAAAUUCGAAUGAGCCAAAAACUGACAAUAAUGUCAAUAUUGGUAUUCUAGAGCUUUCUGUGUUUUGGUUGACUGAUGAACGUUUGGUUGAAAAAUUAUUCAAGGUAUUAGUACCAAGGUAUCGGCUGUAUGAGCAUGCAUACACUAGUCUAUUUCGGAUUGCUGGUCCAGUUCAUCCGAUAAAAUAUGGCGGUACUAAAUUGUUUGGAAUCUUAGAACUGCAUGGAAAUCCAUGGCCACCUGUUCGUGGUCAUGGCAUAGCUGGACGAGACCUAAAUCCGGAACCAUUUAAAGAUCGUUAUCUUAUCAAUGUUCUACUUGAUGCUGCACGUGAAGCAACAAUUAAGGAUAAUUCUAAACUAUCCAAGUCAUCACCUCUCCCACUUGAUUAUGAACUGCGUCCAGUCGAUUAGUUGUAUGUGAUGUACUUGUGAAAUACAAAAGUUUAUGUAAAUAUCUUCUCUUAUCUAUUACAGGAUCAUACGAUUUCAUACUUAAGCUAGUUUAUAUUCAUCAGAUCAUUAAUGUUCCAUAUUUCUUAAAAAUAUUUGAAAAAACCUUUCAUAUUAUGAAAUAAAUUUUCAUUUUGAUACUCG
Schistosoma turkestanicum is the source of this 990-nucleotide messenger RNA. The record is from the annotation of a GenBank genome assembly. NCBI's taxonomy places the organism in Eukaryota, Metazoa, Platyhelminthes, Trematoda, Strigeidida, Schistosomatidae.